UACAUAGUUUAAAUCGUUUUACAUGUUAGAAGUUUGAUACGUAAAGUGAUGUUGUGGACUCAAAAACAAUCUAUUUGAGGAUUCUGAGGACAGUCAGCUGACCUCAGAACGAGACAACAAUGUCCCACUCUGUGACGAUUAGGACGCAAACAGUGACGACCAGCUCGUCCGCGUACUACAUCAACAGCGGAUAUUUGAGAACUUGGGGCGGUAUUUGCAAGCUCAUACAACUGACACUGGGCGUAAUAUGCGUAGGAAUUGUUAGUUCCAUAUUCUCCAGCCACUAUAAUUUCCGAAACGGCAACGAAGUAUUCUUCUUACUUAUGGCGACCACCUUUAUGAUCGGUACUUUUAUCAUACUUCUCAGUUGCCUGACGUCUUUAUCUACUGCGUCCGUUCUAAGCAAGACUAUCUACGAAUUCAUUUAUCACGCCAUUGCCUUCGGAUUAUUACUCGCAGCGUCAAUAACUCUAUUAACGAACAUCUAUAGGCAUUCGAGAGAAUACGAGUUAUUAUUAGGCGCUUCUAUCUGCGGCCUAAUAAACGCCGGUUUUUACCUCAUCAGUGCAAUCAUCGCUCAUUUUGGAUACCGAGCGAUCUAAGUGAUUACAUGAUCUCUUAUACAAUUCUUUCGAGAGUGAGAACAAAUUACAUCAACAAAAAUUAUGACUUUCAUAAACGUGUUACAAACUCAACUUAAAAAACUAGAUCGAUGUGUAAACUAUGUAUGUAAAACAAAUUCUAGAUUAGAUAGAAUCAUAUAAGAUUCUUGACGAAAGCGAAGAAUAUAUAAAAAUCAUUUUAUCGCUAUGUUUCGCAUAAUAUCUCGAGAGCGUUUAUGCGACUCACGCCUAUAUUUUUUACUUUUAUACGAUA
Messenger RNA from Harpegnathos saltator (Jerdon's jumping ant), 876 nucleotides. RefSeq lists its product as uncharacterized. Bases 120 to 602 code for a protein of 160 amino acids. The record is from RefSeq and is a predicted model, not a curated record. NCBI's taxonomy places the organism in Eukaryota, Metazoa, Arthropoda, Insecta, Hymenoptera, Formicidae. Gene Ontology annotation, cellular component: membrane. The transcript has 5 exons.